Messenger RNA from Gallus gallus (chicken), 6247 nucleotides. It is a transcript of the gene TSHR, whose product is annotated as thyroid stimulating hormone receptor. The record is from RefSeq and is marked validated. The transcript is spliced from 10 exons. Gene Ontology annotation, biological process: G protein-coupled receptor signaling pathway. Gene Ontology annotation, cellular component: membrane. NCBI's taxonomy places the organism in Eukaryota, Metazoa, Chordata, Aves, Galliformes, Phasianidae. The coding region runs from base 222 to 2507 and encodes 761 amino acids. Gene Ontology annotation, molecular function: thyroid-stimulating hormone receptor activity.
GCGGGGCGGGACGGGGUGGGCACCGGGGGCUGGGCAGGGUAGACGGAGCCCUCUCGAAGCAGCGGGCGCGCAGGGUUCUGAGAGCCCUCCGCUGCUCCCUCUGCGGGAAGGCGCGUGUUGUCCAGCAGAGGUGCCGCCUCUCCCGAGCUGCUGCUCGCGGUGGGCUGUGCUCUCUGUUCUCCUCGGGAAGAGAGGGGCAGAGCGGGAGAGGGUGGUGAAAGAUGCUGUGGCUGCCUGUCGCCUUCCAGUUGGUGCUGGUGCUGUGCAGCCAGGGCACGGAAAGGUGCCCGUCAGCCUUCUGCGAGUGCUCCGACUGGGAUGACUACAAAAUUACUUGCAGGGAUAUCCACUUCAUUCCCAGCCUUCCAGAGGACACUCAGACCCUGAGGUUUAUGGAGACCCAUCUAAGAACAAUUCCCAGUGAAGCAUUUUCCAAUCUCCCCAACAUCUCUAGAAUUUAUAUCUCCAUAGAUGAAACACUUCAGAGUCUGGAGGCCCACUCCUUCAACAGCUUAAGUAAAGUCACUCACAUUGAAAUUCGAAAUCUUAGAAACUUGGAUUACAUAGAUCCAGAUGCCUUUAAGAACCUUCCACUACUGAAAUACCUUGGUAUUUUUAAUACUGGACUCAAGGUAUUUCCUGACCUCACUAAAAUCUAUUCAUCUGAUGUGAACUUUUUACUUGAAAUUGCAGAUAAUCCUUUCAUGACUUCAGUGCCUGCAAAUGCUUUCCAUGGGCUCUGCAAUGAAUCUCUAACUCUCAAACUCUACAAUAAUGGUUUUACCAGCAUCCAAGGCCAUGCUUUUAAUGGGACAAAUCUGGAUGCUAUCUAUCUGCACAAGAACAAAUACCUGAAAGUUAUCAAUGAAGAUGCAUUUCUGGGAGUGCAUAGUGGACCAACUCUACUGGAUAUCUCCAGAACAGUCAUUGUUAAUCUUCCUGUCAAAGGAUUGGAAAGCCUUAAAGAACUAAUGGCCCGGAACACAUGGACUUUAAAGAAAUUACCAGCUGUAAAGAUAUUUCUCCAGCUAAUUCGAGCUGAUCUAUCCUAUCCAAGUCACUGCUGUGCUUUCAAGAACUGGAAAAAAAACAGUGGAAUUCUGGAGUACUUGAUGUGUAACCAGUCUGGCAGUCACAGUUCUCGAAAUAGAAGAUCGUUCAGAGCUAUCAGAGGACCAUUUUACAAAGAUUAUGCAGAAGAAUACACAGAGCGCACUGAUACUGUUUAUGACAAAAACACCAAGUUCACAAAUUUCCAUGAAAAUUCCCAAUAUUAUAUAUUUUUGGAAGAGCAUGGGGAAGGAAAUGUUGGGUUUGGCCAAGAGCUCAAAAACCCUCAAACUGAAGACAUGCAGGCCUUUGACAGUCAUUAUGACUAUCUUGUCUGUGGAGGCAGUGAGGAUGUAAUAUGCACUCCAGAGCCUGAUGAGUUUAAUCCCUGUGAGGACAUAAUGGGAUACCAGUUUCUGAGGAUUGUGGUAUGGUUUGUGAACCUGCUGGCCAUCAUAGGUAAUGUUUUUGUCCUUUUUAUCCUUCUAACCAGCCAUUACAAACUAACUGUACCACGCUUUCUUAUGUGCAACCUGGCCUUUGCUGAUUUUUGUAUGGGGUUAUACCUUCUCCUGAUUGCUUCAGUGGACCUCUACACCAGGUCAGAGUACUAUAAUCAUGCUAUAGAGUGGCAGACAGGGCCUGGUUGCAACACAGCAGGUUUCUUCACAGUCUUUGCUAGUGAGCUUUCUGUGUACACACUUACUGUGAUCACCCUGGAGCGCUGGUAUGCCAUCACCUUUGCCAUGCGUCCCAAUCGAAAGAUUCGCCUCCGCCAUGCUUUGGUUAUCAUGCUGGGAGGUUGGCUUUCAUGCUUUCUUCUUGCCCUUUUGCCACUGGUUAGAGUCAGCAGCUACAGCAAAGUCAGCAUCUGCUUACCUAUGGACACUGAAACACCAGUGGCCGAAGCCUAUGUUGUCUUUGUUUUAAUAUGUAACAUUAUUGCUUUUGUCAUCAUUUGUGCCUGCUACAUAAAAAUCUAUAUCACUGUACGAAACCCUCAGUAUAAGUCAGGAGACAAAGACACCAAAAUUGCCAAGAGGAUGGCUGUGCUGAUUUUCACUGACUUUCUGUGCAUGGCUCCUAUCUCUUUCCAUGCUCUAUCUGCUAUCAUGAACAAACCACUGAUAACAGUCACUAAUUCCAAGAUUUUGCUGGUACUUUUCUACCCACUCAACUCUUGCGCCAACCCAUUUCUAUAUGCUAUUUUCACCAAAGCUUUCCGAAGAGAUGUGUUUAUCCUGCUAAGCAAGUUUGGCAUAUGUGAGCAUCAGGCUCAAGUCUACAGAGGUCAAACAAUCUCAGUCAAAAACAGCAGCGGCUCUUACGGGCAGAGAAUCAGCCAAGGGAUAGGUCAGAUUCUUACAAGCAUCCAAGACCCAGUCAAUGAUUACCUUCCUGCUAUGACAAUGCAAAACCAAAUUCUUGCAGAAGAAUGCAAGCAGACUGAACUAUGAUGUCUCAAAGUGUCACCAUUAUCACCAUUUGGUCAACAUGUUGUUGUAUAUACAGUAGACUGAGUGAGAAGUGCACAUUUUCUCCCUAUUUUCCCCUCCCCUCCCCUUGUGAUGGCUGGUGUACCUUCAGAAAGACAACUCUUUCACUUGAAACUUCUUGUCUCACAUUUGUACCAGUGCAGGUCAAAAGAUACUGUUCCAAUUAUGCUGCUGGAAAUGGAUGGGAAAAUUAUAUAUACAUGUAAAUUUCCCAUCCAUUUCCAGCAGUAUAAGUUUUUUAUUUAUAUAUAUAUAUAUAUAUAUAUGAAAAAUUAACGUACAGAAAAAGACAGCAACUAUGAAAUGUAUCCUCAUCUAAAGAAAAUAAGGGAGGAGACCAAGUGUAAAAUGUCAGGGAACUUUUAUGACUGAAAAGGAAUGUGGUUUUAUAGAUAGAGUGAUAUUUUAAGAUAUUAGUUGAAGAUCUCAAAUGGCAAUUGGCUAUGUAUAAAAUGAUUCAGUUUCUUUCUUCUAAGAGAAGCUAAAAAGCUUUCUUUCUUCCACCAAAGCUAAAAUGGAACAGAUUACUUCUGCUUCUAUCACCAUGACAUGCAAUUUAUCAGUUUUUGGUUUAGUUGGGUGAAUUGCAAAGAGAAGCGUCUUCAUAUUACAUUCAUAGUGAUUAAAGGCAAAUGUCAUUGACUUUACUGCAAUCCAUAACUGAUGACAAACAUGGGCAUUUGUCCAUGUGUGUUAAAAGAGAUCUCUUGCUAUCAGUUUCUCUCACUUUUUCAUGAACCUAAAUAAGAGAUUGUUUAGUCUGAAUGUCUUUUGAAGAUCAGCCUACCCAGUCAAGUUAAUGAUCUUCAUAUUUUUGCUGUCUAAAACCUAAGAUUGUACUAAAUUUUAACACCACCUCAUUCUUUACCUAACCCCAGUCCUGUUUAGUCUGAACAUCAGGAAGCACUUUGCUGCACAUAUGGCUGAGCAUUGGCACAGGCUGCCCAUAGAGGCGUGAAGUCUUCUUGGAGAUCUCCAAAAGUCUGGACACAGCGCUGGGCAGCCUGCUCUGGUUGACCCUUCUUGAGCAGAGGUUGGAGCAGACAGACCCAGAGGUCCCUUCCAGCCUCAACCAUUUUGCAAUUCCAUGAAUGUGCCCAUAUUUAUCAUUACAGAAUUGUAGGGUUGGAAAGGACCUCUGGAGAUCAUCUAGUCCAGCUUCCUGCUAAAGCAGGUUCCUUACAGUAGGUUGCAAAGGAAAUCAUUCAGGUGGGUUUUGAAAUCUCCAAAGAAGGAGACUCCACAACCUCUAUGGGUAACCUCUUCCAGUGUUCUGUCACCCUCAAAGUAAUGAAGUUUUUUCUCAUGUUUAUAUGGAACUCUCUGUGACCACUGUACCUUGUCCUGCCACUGGGCAUCACUGGAAAAAGAAACCUGGCCCCAUCCUAUUGACAACUACUCUUUAGAGAGUACACUAAACACUCUAAUUACUGCUAUCCACACUUACCUCUUCCUUACAUGGCUAGAAUGACUUUCCUUCUAGCACUUGCUGUGCCAAGUUUGCAUCUACCCUUAAACAAAAAGGGUGGAUUCUGCCUUCAGGCUACUUCAUGCCCUUCAGGUACUGAAUAGAAGGCCAACUGCUAGCUCCUACAACAUGUCUUAAGAACAUCCCUGUGCCCUGUGGGGAGAUCUGUAUCUGAACUUCAUAAUGUUUGCAGUUCAGCUACAUCCACCACAUGGUUAGCUUAUGGCUGGCCACUGUGUGCCUGCAGCUUAGGUGCAUACUCUCCACGCUGUACUUAAGGAAACGCAAACUCAGAUCUAGAAACAUUGCACUGACUCUUGCUACAGUGAAGCACUAAACCAUUCUUCUGUCACACUUGUUGCUAAAAAAGGUCAGAUAACAGACGAAGCUUGGCCAUGCCUCAGUUCAUCCGCAUGCAGUAAGCAAAUGAACUGUGGUAUGGCACUCUACGUCUCCUGCAGACAUGAGGACUCAAGGUAGGAGCUGCUCUGCAUCAGGUUCCUUAACAUUUUUAUGAGGCCUGAGUGCCUGGUCCUGCCAGCAGGAUCAGACCCAUUCUCAGCCAGAGGUAGAAACUAGCUCUGUUAGACUAGUACAAGAUAGCAAUUGAUCAUUUCACCCAUCAGUUUGGAAGGUGUACCAUGAGAACAGAGAAUACUCAGUGAAUCUCCACCUUCAGGUAGGUAUUUUAAGUUCCACUUGUAAUAUCUACACUGUCAAUAUUACUUUCAUGGAAUUACAGUCUUUGGGGAACAGUGAUUAAAUUUAACAGACAGCAGUCGGAUCAUCCAUAGUCAGAGCUAGUAAUGUUCAGACAAACAUAAUGGCAGAGUCCUUUCAAAACCGAGCUACCACAGCCAGUAACUGCAUGAUUGUGAAUGCCAUGUACAUACUUCAGUUAAAAAGCAAUUUGAUUCCAUAUUCCUGAUUAUAAAUACAAGCUGCUUCCAUGUGCUGAACCGGGCAUCUAGAUUCACCAACAAUGUGACAUGGUCUCAUAAAAAAAAAUAUUAUGUAAUUGUUAAGUCCAUUAAAAAAAAAUGCAUUACUGAUUAAUUUACCUGCUUAUUUUGGGGAGGGGCAUGCUUCCAUUUCAUUUUACUUUCAGCUGACUUGGAAACAGAAAUCACUCUGUGGCCUGGACUCAGCAGGUGAUAAUCAGAAAUGCAAAUGUAGCUUCUUAGUGCACAGAUUCUGCUAAUCUCCUAGGGCAAACACCCCUGGAACUGUUGCUGCUUUCAAAACACAUGGCCCUGUCCAAGAGUACAAUACGAAGCAAGUUACAAGAUGCAACUCCCUGCCCUCAAGUUCUGUUGUACUUCUGAUUCUGGAGUAAUCAUUACAGGGAGAAAAAGUUACCCGUCCAUACUCUGAUGAGUGCCUUUAUCACUUCAGCAGCUGAGACGAUAAGUUCCAAUGAACAUACUGUAUAUUCAUGCUAUAAAUUUCAUAUGUGCCAGGGUACCAGCAGGGAAAAAAAUCCCAACUUGAAUUGUUUUUUCUUCAGAAAAAGAGGAAAGACUAAAUCAGCAUUAAUUUAAAAAAAUGCUUUUAAAACUACCACAGUUCACUUAUUUCAAACUUCAAUUUUUCCACCUUAAACUAAACCAGAAGAUUUAUUUCAUGGAAAUUACUUGGAUAUUGGAAAGAUGUGGUGUGUUGGACUGACUGUAGAAUGCUUUUGAAUUAAUGCAGUCACUUGCUGUUACUUUUGGAAGAUGUGUAUUUAUACAUUAUUGAACUUUUUUUAACCUCCCAUCCCUGCAUAUCUAUUUUUUGUCAAUUGAAAGGAUUCCGUGAUAUUGCCUUUAUGAACAAGGUUAGGUAUUUUUUGUCUUGUAUAAUCUUUAUGGUGUUGAAAAGCUGAUGAAAAAUAUUAUAAAAGCUACGGAAAACAUCCAGGCAGUAGACUUUAAAUAAUUUAUUUGCCAGAUUUUUUACUUGUAAAUAGUUGUAUCCUAUAGAUGUUUUCUCACAUUUCUGCUCUGGUCAGCUCCUUCAGCCGUUCUGGUUCUGCUUAUAACCUGAUGUAAUACUUGCUAUUUAAAAUGUCUCAGCAAGAUGUACUAUUUCUGGCAUGAAGUACUUUUUUUUUCCCUUUGAGAAUACGUCAAGAGUAACUCAGAGUACUGGAAUAAAAUGUUUUGCUUGAAAUUGUAAAAGGCCCUGAGAGCUUUUCUGAAAAUUUUAAGCAAUUUUUCUUACAAAAGAAGUAAAGAAUAUUUCUCCUGAA